GGCCAUGUUUAUACAUUCAAAAUGGCGACAUGUUUAGCGAGUAUUUCGUUUGUGAAAUAGGUUAUCCGAUAUAAGUUGAAAUAUAUGAGGAAGUAUUAAGAUAAUUUGAUUUGUCAAAGUUAUAGAAAAAUUAUUAUGACUACGUUGAAAUAAUUCAAGUCUAUGAAACGCGAUUUAAUGUCCUAUUAAUCGCAGGAAACGUAGAUAAUGGCUGAAAAUGUUGUUCAGGGUGAUGAGUUGAUACGUUCUAUCAAAACACUGCUGUGGGGUAAUUCUGUCAAAGAAGAUGUGUUUAAACGAUGGGCGCAAGGAUUUUAUUUUAGCCCAGAUGAAUCUACAGCAUUGAUACAAGAGAAAGGUGGGCCAUGUGCAGUAAUAGCUCCAGUUCAGGCUUACAUUUUGAAAGUGUUGCUCUCUGAGACUGAUAUUUCAAACUGGAGAAAUAUUAAUCAGGAGAAAAACUGUCACCUUCUUGUGCAAGCUUCGGUUGAAAUUUUGAAACAAGCUGCUGGAGAGAAGGUUCCAAAGUUCGUGAUCGUGUACAUGGAUUGUAAAUUAUCAAACAAGAACAAUGAAGGAGAGAGCAGAUUGUCUGGGAAUGUGUCUAAAACGGAACACGAAGAAGAGAAGAAUGUAGAAAAUAAAGAAAAUGAGGAGGAAAAUGAGGAGUUGAUGACUAAAGAUGUAAACGAGGAGUAUAUGACCAUGGAGUCUGAUUCUUUCCACUCUCAGUUGAGGUUGUUUACAACAAAUACCUCGGAGCAAGUGGAGGAAUUCCUCUUGGAAAGAUUGGAAAUGUUAAAAGCCAAAUAUGGAAUCUUGUUACUUUUGUAUAGCGUGAUUGGUACAAAAGGUAUUUCCGAAAUUUGUUCUGAAAUGUCGGAUCCUUCAGAAUCAAUGAUUGAUUCCACUUAUGGUUAUGGAAAUCAAAGUCUCAUAAAUCUGAUGCUCACUGGUAGAGCAGUCAGUCAUGUAUGGGACCAUGAUCAAGAUAUCGGAGGCCUCAAAUUGCGAGGAAUAGAUAAGCAAAACACGAUAGGAUUUCUUGCGCUUCUGGAGCAUUUAUGUUACUGCGAAGUAGGAACAUUCUUGAAGUCUCCAUCCUAUCCAAUUUGGGUGUUGGGUUCAGAGACUCAUUUGACUGUAUUGUUUUCGAACGAGAAUAGGCUGGUGAGCCCAGAAACACCCGCGGAUCAGGCAAAGAGAAUUUUCAGGAAGUUCGAUCCCGAAGGAAAUAAUUUUAUUCCUGCCAAUUUACUACAAGAUGUUCUUGCUGAACUUGGAUUGGUCACAGACCCAGAGUACGUCAAUGUAAUGAGGAAAAAGUUGGAUAGUGAAAAUUUGGGAAUUAUUUUACGUAAUAAUUUCAUGGAUGAAUUUUUCCCUGAAGAACCUCGAACUUGCCCUGAUACAUUUCCCUUGUAUCAUUAUAAUGGACUUCGACACAGUAAUCCGAACAACAAAGUGAUGUAUCAUAAAGGACAAGCGGUUUUAUUAGAAUGUACCAUCAAGGCGAUUAUGGAAAGCAAUCCAAUGUUAACAGUACUUCAAACAAAAUGGCCCAGAAUUGAAAUUCAAUGGGAUAUUGGACAAAAUCCGAGCCUUAAUUAAUUCAGUUCGCUUGGAUUUGAUUUUUAAGAACAUUGUUAGAGUUCCUAUGUAAGGAAACAAAAGGGAAAAGUAAUAAAACAAUUUAAAGAACGAGGAAUAAGUAAUUGAAACUUAAUCAGAAAAAAAGGGUUUUUGCUUUUUUUUUAAAAGAAAAGUACGACUUUUCAAACACAAAACUAAUUUUUUUUUUAUAAUAACAAAUAGAAUUUUAUUUAUUAUUUGGAGCAAAUGUUGAAAUUUUAUUAAUCCAAUAGCAGAUAAAAUUAAGUAAUUAGUCUAAAUGAUCACCAAAUUUGUUCUUCUAGCUGUUAAAAGUUUGCAAAUAGUUUGCAAAUAAUUGUUUCUGUGACGAACUUCGUUGCAGAAUAUGGCGAGCUAACUAAUUUCCAUUUCACGAAACUUAUAUUUAAUUCUAGGCUUAAAAGAAAUAAAUCGAACGUACUAAUUCUACUAAAAAAAUAGAUAAUGUAACAAUGAAAUAAAAACAACUCAUUAUUCGAGAGUGAAAUGUAAGAAGCAUAGUCAAGAAAAGAGGUGAAUGGAAAUAAAAUGUUUAAUAAAAUAUGUACAAAUCUACGAACGAUUGUGUUCGUAGUUAAAUGUA
This is a messenger RNA of Osmia lignaria (orchard mason bee), 2215 nucleotides long. Its product is annotated as ubiquitin carboxyl-terminal hydrolase MINDY-3 homolog. The record is from RefSeq and is a predicted model, not a curated record. NCBI's taxonomy places the organism in Eukaryota, Metazoa, Arthropoda, Insecta, Hymenoptera, Megachilidae. Gene Ontology annotation, biological process: protein K48-linked deubiquitination. Gene Ontology annotation, molecular function: K48-linked deubiquitinase activity; cysteine-type deubiquitinase activity; calcium ion binding.